Messenger RNA from Scomber japonicus (chub mackerel), 555 nucleotides. Its product is annotated as gamma-crystallin M3-like. The record is from RefSeq and is a predicted model, not a curated record. Gene Ontology annotation, biological process: lens development in camera-type eye; visual perception. The transcript has 3 exons. The coding region runs from base 1 to 555 and encodes 184 amino acids. Gene Ontology annotation, molecular function: structural constituent of eye lens. Lineage: Eukaryota; Metazoa; Chordata; Actinopteri; Scombriformes; Scombridae.
AUGGGCAGGAUCAUUUUCUACGAGGAGAGGAACUUCCAGGGUCGUUCCUACGAGUGCAGCAGUGACUGCACCGACAUCCACAUGCACCUGAACCGCUGCAACUCCUGCAGGGUUGAAAAUGGGUGCUUUAUGGUGUAUGACCGUGCCAACUUCAUGGGUAACCAGGUCUUUCUGAGGAGAGGAGAGUACUCUGAUUUCCAGUGCAUGGGAAGCAUGAUGGGCAUGAUGGGCAUGCCCAUGAUGGAAACCGUUCACUCCUGCCGUAUGAUCCCCAUGCACAGAGGACAGUUCAGGAUGAAGAUCUACGAGAGGGACAACUACGGAGGCAAGAACCAAGAGCUGAUGGAGGACUGCGAGUCUCUCCAGGAUCGCUACCUCAUGUCUGACUGCCAGUCCUGCAACGUGAUGGACGGCCACUGGCUGAUGUUUGAGCAGCCCAACUACAAAGGCCGCAUGAUGUACGUGAGGCCAGGAGAGUACAGAAACUUCAGAGAAAUGGGAAUGCCCAACAUGACAAGAAUCAGCUCCAUUAGACGCAUCAUGGAUAUGUGCUGA